GCUUUGGACGAUACCACGAAACGCGAUUCACACUUAUCGGCACGUGGUGUUGUGAGGUGAGUGUGACAGUGUGAGUAGUUUAUUUGGGGUCGCGCGACAGUGGUCGAAAGUCGGGAAUGACGUGAGUGCGAGCAACUACUUCCCGAUUUUUAGAGUUUUCCUUUUUUGAAAUAGUUGUGACAUAUUUAGAAUACUACAGCGUUGUGGAGAUUUGCUGCAAUUAUUUUUAAUAAUACCUCUGAAUAUACUUUUAAUUUAAAGAAAAACAAUAAUGGACGGAGGUAUCAAGAAAACAAGAAAUCCAAAUCCAAGAGAAAAUGCAUUUCCAUUAUCUGCAGCCACUUUCUGUUACACAAUUCCCACCUUCAUUAAAGGAUUUAAACGUGAUCUCGAUGAAUCUGAUUUGACUGAAACUCUCUCCGAACACAGGUCUGACUAUUUGGGAAAUAAAAUAGAAAAAUACUGGAAAUCAGAAGAGGAGAGAGCAAAAAAGAAAAACACUACUCCCUCUUUACAGCGGACACUGCUAAAAGCUUUUGGAUGGGAAUUUUUAGCGAUGGGUAUUGUUCUGAUCUUGUCAGAAACGGUAAGAUUAUAUCAACCCAUUAUUUUGGGUCGUCUAGUGAGAUAUUUCGACAUGUAUUCUAAAAAAACACCACCGAUAAAACUUCCUGAAAUGUCAAAUGCCAACUUCACAUCAGAUCAACAAAAUGUUAAUGAAACUAUAAUUCAGCCGCUGCUCCUCAGGCGUCUACUCGCAUAUUAUUCGCCCCAAGGAGAACCAGUAAGCAUCGAGGAAGCCUAUUACUUCGCCACUGGUAUUGUUCUAUGCUCCUUAUUCUCCGUGCUGUUAGUCCACCCGUACAUGCUCGCAGUAUGCCAUAUAGGCAUGAAAAUGAGAAUAGCAUGUUGUUCUCUCAUCUACAGAAAAGCGUUAAGGCUAAGCAAAACGGCUCUUGGCGAAACCACUGCUGGGCAGAUUGUAAAUCUUUUGUCCAACGAUGUUAACAGAUUCGAUUUGGCGGUUAUCUUCGCUCACCAAUUGUGGUUAGCUCCUCUAGAAACUGUAAUUUGUACGUAUUUUAUGUACAUGGAAAUUGGAGUUUCUGCUAUAAUUGGUGUUGCCGUUCUUGUUGCGUCAGUACCAUUGCAAAUUUAUUUGGGGAAAAAAAUAUCCUUCUAUCGUCUCAGGACUGCUUUAAGAACGGAUGAAAGAGUCAGACUGAUGAACGAAAUUUUGUCAGGCAUACAAGUAAUUAAAAUGUAUGCUUGGGAAACACCAUUUGCCCAGUUGGUAGCUAUGGCGAGAAGGCAUGAAAUUAAAUCACUCCGAGCUACUGCCUUUAUGCGAGGUAUAUUUCUUUCCUUUAUAAUGUACAGUACAAGAAUCUCAUUAUUCGUCAGCAUCUUAGCAUACGUUCUCUCUGGAUAUGACAUCUCGGCCGAAAAGGUGUUCGUCAUUACAUCAUUUUACAGCGUCCUUCGUCAAUCUCUGACGGUCUUCUUCCCUCAAGGUAUUGCGCAGGUCGCAGAAGUUAGAAUAUCUAUCCAAAGACUAAAUAAAUUCAUGCAAUUUGAAGAGAUAGAUAUGGUCAGAGAGAAGUUUGGACGAUGUUCUAUGAGUAGUAGUAAAAGUUUGGAUUUAUCGAAAUCUGUAAAUGGAGUUGACAAAUCUGAGAGAAAGGGGGAGCUAGGAGUCUUUUUAAAUAAUGCUACUGCCAAGUGGAGUGAAAUGUCCGUGGAUAAUACUUUAACAAAUAUUAAUAUAAAGGUAUAUCCCAGUCAACUAUUAGGAGUAAUAGGUCCAGUUGGAAGCGGCAAAAGUUCUUUACUUCACGUGAUAUUACAAGAGUUGAAACUAGUUAAUGGAUCUGUUACUGUCAAUGGUACAGUUAGCUACGCAUCACAGGAGCCAUGGUUAUUUGCAGGCAGCGUUAGACAAAAUAUAUUAUUUGGACAACCCAUGGACAAAUUAAGAUACAAGACUGUGGUUAAAAAGUGUGCUUUAGAAAGAGAUUUUAGACUUUUGCCUUAUGGAGACAAGACUAUUGUUGGAGAUAGAGGUGUAUCACUCAGUGGUGGUCAAAGAGCAAGAAUUAACCUGGCAAGAGCCGUCUACAAGCAAGCCGACGUUUAUUUGUUAGACGAUCCUUUAUCCGCUGUAGACACUCACGUCGGAAAAGAAAUAUUUGAACAGUGCAUUACGGGUUACUUAAAAAAUAAAACUGUGAUAUUAGUUACUCAUCAAAUACAGUACUUACAAGAAUUGGACAAUAUAUUGUAUUUGGAAGAUGGAAUUCCUAAGACAGGGUCUUUUAGAGAAUUACAAGCCAGUGGAUUAGACUUUACAAAAUCACUCGGUGAAUCUUCGGAAGAAGAAGAAACAACUAAAGAAUCUGAAGUCAUGCGUCAGCUCUCUAUAAAAAGUGUUGCUUCAGUAGAAGUGGAAGCACCCAAAGAAAUCGAGGAACAAAAAGGCACCGGCUCGAUAGGUGGAUAUGUAUACAGAGCCUAUUUCAAAGCGGGAGGAAAUUGUUGCGUUAUUUUUAUAUUCUUCUUUUUAUUCCUGUUAACACAAAUCUUUGCAAGUGCCUCAGAUUACUAUUUAUCUUAUUGGGUAAAUUUAGAGCAACAAGACAGUGCCGCAAAUUUAACACAAUCAACAGGACAUUCAUCAAAUGAGACCAUUACUAAUAAUUUUUGGCACUUUUCAAGAGAAACCUCGAUAUACAUUUAUUCCGGUCUAAUCGUCUUGUUGGUGGUUAUAACAUUGGUCAGAUCGUUCACAUUUUUUAUUGUGUGUAUGCGUGCCUCUACCAGACUCCAUGACAAUAUGUUCAUCAGCAUUACUAGAGCCACUAUGAGGUUCUUCAAUACUAAUAGUUCUGGAAGAAUUUUAAAUCGGUUUUCCAAAGACAUGGGAUCCAUUGACGAACUUUUACCGACAGCUUUAAUCGAUUGUCUACAGAUCGGUUUAGCUCUUCUAGGUAUUAUAGUAGUUGUAGCAGUUGUAACUCCUUUCUUAAUGAUACCGACUGUUGCUAUUGGAAUAAUCUUCUUUUUCUUCAGAAUAUUUUAUUUGAGAACUAGUAGAAACAUCAAGCGAAUUGAAGGAACAACUAGAAGUCCUGUAUUUUCUCACUUAAAUGCUUCUCUUUUGGGAUUAACAACAAUCAGAGCUUUUCAAGCUGAAGAAAUUUUGAAAAAGGAAUUUGAUAACCAUCAAGAUUUGCAUAGUUCAGCUUGGUUUGCUUUUAUUUCAACGUCCAGAGCUUUCGGAUACUGGUUGGAUUUACUGUGUAUGGUUUACGUCACUCUUGUCACAUUCAGUUUUCUAGUUAUUGGUAACGAACAAUUUGGAGGAAAUGUUGGCUUAGCUAUUACCCAAGCUAUUGGAUUGACUGGAAUGUUCCAGUGGGGAAUGCGGCAGUCCACUGAACUUGAGAACCAAAUGACGUCCGUAGAAAGAGUACUCCAGUACAAUGAUAUAGAAAAAGAAGGCGAGCUGGAAUCUCGACCUGACAAGAAACCCAAACCUUCAUGGCCGGAGAAGGGCAAGUUGGAAUUUAGGGAUCUUUACCUAAAAUAUUUCCCACAAGAUCCAUUUGUUUUGAAAGAUUUGAGUUUCGUCGUGAAACCAAAAGAAAAAAUUGGUAUCGUCGGAAGGACAGGUGCAGGAAAAUCUUCACUUAUUAAUGCUCUCUUCCAAUUAAAUGAAACUGUCGGCGAUAUUUUGAUCGACGAAGUUAAUAUUUCACAAAUUGGAUUACAUGAUUUGAGAACUAAGAUCUCUAUCAUCCCACAAGAACCUGUUCUGUUUUCAGGAACUAUGAGGAAGAAUUUAGAUCCAUUUGAUGAAUUUUCAGAUGCUGAAUUGUGGAGCGUUUUAGAAGAAGUAGAACUAAAAGAAGCCGUUGAAAACUUGGUAGCCGGUCUAAAUUCCAAAAUGUCCGAAGGUGGCUCAAACUUCAGCGUAGGCCAACGCCAGCUUGUGUGUCUAGCAAGAGCCAUCCUCAGAAAGAACAAACUUUUAGUCCUCGACGAAGCAACGGCUAACGUCGAUCCACAAACAGAUGCUCUGAUCCAGCAAACCAUUAGAACCAAAUUUGCAGAAUGCACCGUUCUUACUAUAGCUCACAGACUGAAUACCGUAAUGGAUUCGGAUAAGGUGCUAGUAAUGGACGCUGGAACUUUGAAGGAGUUUGAUCAUCCUCACUUACUACUGCAAGAUAAAAGUGGUAUCUUUUACGGGAUGGUUCAGCAGACAGGAAAAACUAUGGCUGAAACUCUUCAUCAGUUAGCAAAAUAUAGUUAUGAAACUAUUAGUCAUCUUCAACCAGACAAUUUUAGGUAGUAGUUUUGAUGUGAGCCUAUCUGUUCGUGGGUUUAACUUAAAUAAAUUAAUCAAUUGUAGAAAUUUCCUCCAAAUUAACAGUUUGUAACACUUUAAUGCCCAAGACAUUUAAUAUUGAACAUAGCUAAAUAUUAAUUUCUUGGAUUUUACUUUAUAUUUUUAUUAUCUAAUCUAUUAUUUAGAUAACAUUGUUUUUACGUAAAAGCUUAGUCUGUAUAUUCGCCACCGUAUUAUUAUGUAAAGUUAUUAUGUGAAUUUCAUGUGGUUUUCAUUGGAGUCUAAAAGUGUUUUAUUGGUUAACACAUUGCUGGACACACUUUAAUAAACCAAACAUAAAUAAAAUUCAAGAAACAAAGUACAAACAGUAAAAUACAAAAAAAUAAAAUAAAAAAAAAUACAUUUCCACUUUUAUAUUUGCGUAUACCACAACUCGAAUUCUGUGGAAAAGGUAUCGUUUCCUGAACAUACUGUACUAGUAAAGUUACCAGGAAGAGCCGUAUUUUCUUGUGGUGUAUGUUGUGAAAACAACUUAAUCUAUGUUCUCGCAUCUUUUAAUUUGGGGUCCAGUUCUAAGAGGAUUUGGAUAAUUAAAUCACUGAAAUCGAUAAAUCUGAUUGUUGCUGCUGGAUCAGGACUGUUAAUCUUUUUGAACCAAAACAAUGCAUUCCAGAGAGCUAUAUCUAAUAGAUUAAAUUUGUAACACCUGUUUAUCUCAGACAUAUAUUUGUUAUAAUGGAAUACUUCGAUGGGUUUUAUUUUUUUUUCUUCUCUUCUGUUUUUACAUCUUAUUAGUUUCGGGUGAUUCAAAGUCGUAAUCGCAAGCACUUGGCGGUUAUCUCUCCACUUUGAAAUGUACACUUUUCCUUGUCUUUUCCAUACAUGCUCUCCUUUUCUUAAUUUUUCUUUAGUUACUACAAUAGGAUUUCCUCGCCUGUCUCUUCUAAGAGUACCCGUUACGUGAGUUUUAGGUCGAAGAAGUCGAUUAGCUGGCGAUAUGUUGUUAUAUAGUAAUUGUUCAUAUAUAGAUGGUAUCCCUGAUUUAUAUAUGGUUGUAUUAAUUUUAAUAUGUAUGUAUGUAUAAUGUAUUAAUUUUAAUACAAACGCUUCAGUUUUAGACAUAGCUUCACCAGGAGAGUUCUAUCCUUGCCCUUUUUAUAUACCUAUGUUUACGACAUAACCAUCUGCACUACGUAGUUCAUAAAAUUUUAUGCCAUAUUUAGUUUUUCUAUUUUUCAUUUCAAACUUCAGGCUAAAAUCAGAAUAAAAAGCGAAACAUCUGGAAAAAUCAAUAUCGAGAAGGGAGUAAGACAGGAAUGUGUCCUAUCACCUUUGCUGUUCAAUGUUUACUCUGAGAAGAUAUUUCAGAAAGCUUUGGAAGGCACCUCGGAUGGUAUAAUUAUAAACGAGCAAUGUAUAAAUAACCUGCGAUAUGCUGAUGACACUGUCAUACUGGCAGAUAAUGCUGAAGUCCUGCAACUCUUAAUGGACCGAGUAACGACAGCCUGUAGAGAAUUUGGAAUGAAAUUGAAUACAAAGAAGACAAAAACGAUGGUCAUCAGCAAGCACCAAAACAGAAGGGUGAAGGUCAAUGUCGACGGAACAGAUCUGGAAAGAGUAACAAGAACAACGUACCUUGGAAGUAAUCUUGAUGAAACUUGGGACCACUCACUAGAGAUAAGAAUACGCCUGGAAAGGCACGUACAAUGUUUUACAAAAUGCAAAAAGUUCUAUGCAACCGCUAGCUGGGCAUCUCAUUGAGAACUAGAAUACUUAUGUGCUAUGUUUUCUCCACCUUGCUGUAUGGUGUUGAAGCUUGGACAAUGACAGAAGCAACACAAAAAAGAAUCCAAGCAUUCGAACUCUGGUGUUACCGUAAAAUGCUCAGAAUCUCCUACAUGAGCCAUACGACAAAUGCGGAAGUCUUGCGGGGGAUAAAUAAGGAAAGAGAGCUUAUGCUUUAAAAAAAAGAACGGAAAACACAAUAUUUUGGUCACAUCAUAACAAAUCAAAAGUAUGAACUGCUCCAACUUAUAAUCGAAGGCAAAGUCAAUAGCAAAAGAAGACCAGGAAGAAGACGCAACUCUUGGCUUAAAAACCUACGGCAAUGGAUGAACAUGACCUCCAUAGAACUAUUCAGGGCUGCUACAAAUAAAAUUAAAUGGUCAAAUAUAAUGGCCAACGUUCUUAAGGAUAAGGCACUGUAAGAAGAAGAUUUUUCAUGUAUAUUCUGAAAGCUAAUCGCCCUCGAAAUCAAAGUAACGAUUCAUCUGGAGAUACUUGUUGUGAAGGCUUAUAAGAGGAUUGAAAAUUUCUAAUACACAAGUCUAAAAUAUUUCUUAAAGCUGCGUGAAAUUUGUUCGAAGCGUCUACCAGACAUUGUUAUAGGAAAUAUCGGAAAAUAGUUUAGUGGUUUUAGCCUAAAAAAGAUUCGUAUAUCGCAAUUUUUCGUUUGUUCCCAUAACAAAUAUAUGCCUAAAAAUUUAUCCUGCUUAUCAAUCGAUUUGUAAAUCCUACUUCGAGAGUGUCGGGUUUUAGGGCGAACCUGCUGACAAGUAUCUAUCCGUAGGUGUUGGUACAAUCAAACAAAAGUGUCACAAUUUCAUCAUCCCAUAGCUUACUAAAUGCUUCAAUCGUUAUUUGCUCUCUUAAUGGUUCUUCACAGAAGACACUAAUAUCGGCAACAUUACUAUGCCAUCCAAUAUAUGGUUCUUGAAUAUCAUUUGGUUUGUGUGAACCACCUGCCUCUUGUAAAUUGACAUCCGUAGUUUGUUCUGAGUCAUCACUUUCAGUAGUUUCAGUGUUUCUAUUAUCAAGAUCCGAAUCUGCUCCGAAACUUUCAUCACUUGCUAAAUAUGACGCUUUUACUCUUUAGAAUCCAUAUUUAAAAUAUCAUAUUUUUAUAGAAUAUAUUUUAGUAUAAUAUUUAUCAACAACUUACCUCAAGCAAUUGGCGACGUGCAAGUACUUGGAUGUGAUACGAGAAACGAUCGUGCGCGAGUAGCGGAGAAAUCUUGCAUUUUUUAGUGCACAUUUCAUAGAUUUCAUAAAUUCAUAUUGUCAAUUGGCAAAUUGUCAUAUUUCAUAUUCGUUUGUUUAUUUACACCUUCUGUCACUGAAGAAAAUGGGAUUUAGUAAUUGCUGUGUUAUAAAUUGUAAAAUACAACAAAAAAUUGUUGAAAAGUUAUUUGGUGAUUUACUUUCUCAAAUCCAGUUUUAUUAUUGCAUCCAUAUUAACAGUAAUACUGUAAUGUAAUAAUAUAUUUAUUUGUAUUUACACUACAUACAACGUUUACCUUUUAAUAACAUACCGACAUAACCUCAAUCUUACUUUUUUUUCUUAUUCUUUUUUGGGGCUACGUCCUUGACAGUUAUCCGGUAACCUCGAUCUAACAUGAAAGCGCAGUAAAUUUUGCUGAUUUACGACACCAGGUGUCGCUCUUCCGAACUUGCACGGUCCCAAUACAAAAACACGGUAAAAACAGUAUCAAAAUAAUAUACACUUUACGGGACAUAGAGAGUCGUUAUAAUACGUAUUAUUAACAAUCUCUAAGCUACUAAUAAGCUAAUAACCGCUACCCAAUAAACAACGAACUAAGAUGCCUGAAAUGUAGGCACACAAUUUGACCUUUUACCUAGUUUGCGAGAUGGUUGUCACCGCAAUGUAUUUCUAAAUAGAGGACGGGUAUUGCCAAGGUGUCCAACAAUGUUUUAAAAUAACUUUUUCAAAAAUAAUUAUAACAAUUAUUGAAAUUCCUGAAUAAAAUAUUAAAAGGUACUUUUUUGAUAUGAAAACUAAAUGAUAGGUGUAUUCAUUACACCAUAGUCAUGUUCAUUCUUAUAAGUAUUAUCUACAUCUGGUAAUUUCAAUUUUUUUCUUCAUAUUUUGUUUAUUGCGACUCUGCAGUACAUAUACAAAAUAGUUUUUUUAUUAGUUUUUUUUUAUUUAUUACACUUCCUUUUUGAAAGUUUAUUUUGUUGUUGAUCUGUGUCACACAACAAACUAACAAUAAUAAUUUUUAUAUUCAUCUUUCAUCUAAAUACACUAACUGAGCCGACCCGAUUUUGUCGAUAAAUGUGCGUUACAAAAUUUAAUUCCGUGCUGUAGCGAGACGAUCCGUCCUCGACCGAUUCGUUCAAAUGCGCGCCUACUUAAUGCGCGCGCGCUUAAUGCUUACAAGAUCCAGGCCAAAUAAAUCAACUGUCAUUUUUUAAUUACAAUCUAGUCCAGUUAUAUACGUUUAUAAGUUAAAAUCAUUAAAAUCAUUUAAAAUUUUUUUGGACACAAUUUCCGCAUUAUGGAAUUCCCAAUUGUGGUUUAAUCCCUUAUAAAAUAUUAUUUUACUGUAAGAUCUUCUUCUUCUUCUUAAGGUGCCUUCUCCAUUACUGAAGGUUGGCUAUAACUACAGCAAAGUGCUCUUUAUCUUGAGCUGUUCUUAGUAUCGAAUGUGUGUCCAUGCCUGUCCUGUCUCUUACAUUCUUCAACCAGGAGCAUUUUCUUCUUCCUGGACCUCUUCUUCCUUCCACUUUUCCUUCCAUUAUAAGUCGUAGAAAGUUGUAUUUUUCUCCUCUGUAAAUAUGUCCUAGAUAACUCGUUUUUUCUGUUUUUUACAAUAUUUUGGAGUUCUUUCUCAGUACGCAUUCUUCUUAGCACCUCGUUGUUGGUCACGUGCUCUUCCCAAAAGAUCUUCAGCAUUCUUCGAAAAACCCACAUCUCAAAGGCUUCUAUACGCCUCAUACUUGUAAUUCCGAGAGUCCAUGUUUCCACUCCGUAUAGCAAUAUGGAAUAAAUAAACGUUUUUACAAAUUGGUAUCGGAUAUCCAACGAUAACGUAGAGUUUAUUAUAUCCAGCAACCAAGAUACUGGAAUCUUUGUACUGGUUCUAUAUGUUUAUUAUAGAUACGAAUAUUAAUGUCGACAUUUGGUGCACGUGUAACAGCCAUUACUUUUGCAAUAAUGACAGUGUCGUCUGCGUAUCUUAAGUUGUUUACGUAUUCUCCGUAAGAGACCACAAGAAAAUAGUUCAGAACAGUCUGUUACAUUGUUGUUAAUCUGGAAGAAAUUAUUUCAACAGACUUUGUUAGUUGUAUGAUCUAAGAAACAACUGUUUUAAUAUUUCAAAAAUAUAUUUUUGACAUUUUACUAAAAUAAAAAAGAUUUUGAGAAAAUUUUAAAACAAUCGCUUGCUUUUAAAAUGAUUGUAUUUUCUACAGAGGUGAAUUUUAAGUUUCGUUCAUAAUAUUUAAAUAUAUUAAACAAAUAAUAUAGAUUAUUGUAGACUGAUUAGUUUAAAAAGUUUAACAUACAUAUCUUCGAAAAGUAAAAGUAUCAUUACACAAUAAAUCAAUUUUAAAAAAAAUUACCGAGUACUUGUUGCGAAAUAAAUAGAAAAUGGAAUAUUUUUUUUACCUGAAGUGAUAAUUUAAUUUUUUGUAUCUAUAUAAAUAAAGUGAUUGCACUUAGUGCAAAUAAAUAGCAACACUGAACAACAGUGAAUCAUUAAUGGAUUACUCGUAUACCCGAAUCAAACCAUGCCUGUUGCACUAUAUUUACUAGUUUUUAUUUGUAUUUACCAUUUAUUGAGUUUAUUGUAACUUUUAAUAAAUAAAUAAAAAUUAUUUUAAAAAAAGUCUAAAUGUACUUUCGGUCCAAUGCUUGACAAUUGACGAUGUGAGAGAAGUUAUUUGACAUCUGUGACAUUUUGAAAAGUUAGGAAGCAAAAUUUGCACAUCUAAAGUAACGAUAAGGAAUUUUAUUUCAGAUUCAUAGGCCUAUAGAGAAUUAAAAAAGUAAAUAUCAAUAAAACCGUCAAACCAAUAAUAUCAGUGGGAACAAAUAUUAUUGAAUCAAAACAUUACUUGCUAGAACAGAUUAAUUGCAUGGCACUUCCUGAGUAGACCACACUGAGAGCCGAGCUUCCCGUAUAUUAUAAAAUCCGGCUUACUCGAAACUACGUUUGUUUUUUCCCUUUCUAUCACAAAACAUGCAUAGAGAGCAUGCUGACCUAUUAGGUAGGUGCCUUUGGGAUGUCAAACUCUUGGAAGGCUGAACUAUAUGCUGCCUAACCUGUCACGUACUCUUACUAACGGUUCAGGGGCCCUGGACCUUCAAUAAAUUGGCUGGCGCUUCAAAAGCAAAUUAGACUAACCUGUCUAUAAAAGACAUCCGCUCGUUUCUACUCCUUUACACUCCAGUGUCCUGGCACGCAGAUUAAAUUGACAGUUUUUAUCAUAGCAGCGAUAGUUGGAAUCAAAAGCCUGUAACCUUCUAAGGCUCUUAAUGCUGCCAGUCUGAGUGGAUAAUAUUAUAAAAUAUAAUUAAAAGUGAUUUGAUAUUGUGAAGAUAUUCUCUUAAAAAGACUAGGACGUGACUUCAACCCGGUACCACGUCCUUACAAGUGUUAAAACUUAAAGACAGAAUAAGUAGAUACUAUAUUGGCGACCACGUGAAUACAAGGGGGCAAAAGAAAAUAGAAAAAGAAUAAUCUCUAAAAAUAACUGCAAUAGAAAUCUACGGUUGUCAGUUGUAGUGUCUAGGAAAAAUACACAAUUAUUUAAAUUUGGUUUCUCGUUACUCUCCUUAAUUUGUUUUCAGGUGAGGUACUGAUUUUUGAAGAUAUGUAUGUACAAAAUUAUUUAGUAGAUCUGUAUGUUAAAACUCAUUUAUUUAAUAUCAUUAUAGCAUCUUGUCCAUAACUAAGUGUAGCCUAAAACUAUUGCUAUAAAAUAUUUUUUGUUGUUUUCAAAAGAUGAACAAUACAAAAAUAUGUUCCUUGAUACCAAAGCUCAUGUACUUUUGGGGUAUUUAUGAUAGAGAUAUUAAAUAUCUAUUAUGAAAUUAUUUUUAUAAUACAUCGAUAGUAAUG
Messenger RNA from Diabrotica balteata, 11217 nucleotides. The record is from the annotation of a GenBank genome assembly. Lineage: Eukaryota; Metazoa; Arthropoda; Insecta; Coleoptera; Chrysomelidae.